CGGAGCAUUGUGGGAAGGCCGGAGGCGGAAACCGCUCGUCCUCCGGCUGUGCGUCCCGGCGGGAGCCGCUCGUCGUUCUCCUUUCCGAGCUGAGGAGCUCAACGCUCCAGAGCCCUUGGUCAAUAUGUACGACGCGGACGAGGAUAUGCAAUAUGAUGAGGAUGAUGACGAAAUCACCCCUGAUUUGUGGCAAGAAGCCUGCUGGAUUGUAAUCAGUUCUUAUUUUGAUGAAAAAGGUUUGGUGAGACAACAGCUGGAUUCUUUUGAUGAGUUUAUUCAGAUGUCUGUCCAAAGAAUUGUGGAGGACGCACCCCCCAUUGACCUGCAGGCUGAAGCUCAGCACGCCAGUGGAGAAGUGGAAGAGCCGCCAAGAUAUUUACUGAAAUUUGAACAAAUUUACCUUUCUAAGCCUACACAUUGGGAAAGAGAUGGUGCCCCUUCGCCAAUGAUGCCAAAUGAAGCGAGACUAAGAAAUCUUACAUAUUCUGCCCCACUGUACGUUGAUAUAACAAAAACAGUCAUUAAAGAGGGUGAAGAACAGCUUCAGACGCAGCAUCAGAAAACGUUUAUAGGGAAGAUUCCAAUCAUGCUGCGGUCGACUUACUGCCUGCUCAAUGGCCUGACUGACCGUGAUCUCUGUGAGCUGAACGAGUGCCCUCUGGACCCUGGCGGCUAUUUCAUUAUUAAUGGAUCAGAAAAGGUUCUGAUUGCUCAAGAGAAAAUGGCAACAAACACAGUCUACGUGUUUGCCAAAAAGGAUUCCAAAUACGCCUAUACUGGGGAGUGCCGCUCGUGUCUGGAAAACUCUUCCCGACCUACCAGCACUAUAUGGGUUAGCAUGCUGGCAAGAGGAGGCCAGGGUGCAAAAAAGAGUGCUAUUGGCCAGCGCAUUGUAGCAACUCUGCCCUACAUCAAGCAAGAAGUUCCUAUCAUCAUUGUGUUCAGAGCAUUAGGUUUUGUGUCCGAUAGAGAUAUUUUAGAGCAUAUUAUUUAUGACUUUGAAGACCCAGAGAUGAUGGAAAUGGUUAAGCCUUCUCUGGAUGAAGCUUUUGUCAUCCAGGAGCAGAACGUCGCAUUAAAUUUCAUUGGCUCAAGAGGGGCCAAGCCUGGAGUCACAAAGGAGAAGAGGAUUAAAUAUGCAAAAGAAGUCUUGCAGAAGGAGAUGCUCCCCCAUGUUGGCGUCAGCGAUUUUUGUGAGACCAAAAAAGCCUAUUUCCUGGGGUACAUGGUGCACAGGCUACUUCUAGCCGCGCUGGGCAGGAGAGAGCUGGAUGACCGAGAUCACUAUGGGAACAAGAGACUGGACCUGGCCGGGCCGCUGCUGGCCUUCUUGUUCAGAGGUAUGUUUAAGAAUUUGCUGAAAGAAGUGCGAAUCUACGCGCAGAAGUUUAUUGAUCGAGGAAAGGACUUUAACUUGGAGUUGGCAAUUAAAACAAGGAUUAUAUCUGAUGGUCUAAAAUAUUCUCUGGCUACCGGGAACUGGGGUGACCAAAAGAAAGCUCAUCAAGCCAGAGCUGGCGUGUCUCAGGUGUUAAACCGCCUGACUUUUGCAUCUACUCUUUCUCACCUGCGUCGUUUAAACUCCCCCAUUGGGAGAGAUGGCAAGCUCGCGAAGCCAAGACAGUUGCAUAAUACGUUGUGGGGAAUGGUGUGUCCUGCUGAGACCCCAGAGGGCCAUGCCGUAGGACUCGUGAAGAAUCUAGCCCUGAUGGCUUAUAUUUCAGUUGGAUCUCAGCCUUCCCCAAUUCUGGAGUUUUUAGAAGAAUGGAGCAUGGAGAAUUUGGAAGAAAUUUCUCCUGCAGCCAUUGCUGAUGCAACGAAGAUUUUCGUUAAUGGCUGCUGGGUUGGAAUACAUAAGGACCCCGAGCAGCUCAUGAACACGCUGAGGAAACUGCGGCGCCAGAUGGACAUCAUUGUGUCUGAGGUUUCUAUGAUCAGAGAUAUUCGAGAGAGGGAAAUUCGAAUCUACACAGAUGCAGGUCGUAUUUGUAGACCACUUCUGAUUGUGGAAAAACAAAAGCUACUUUUGAAGAAGAGACAUAUUGACCAACUGAAAGAGAGAGAAUAUAACAACUACAGUUGGCAGGAUCUGGUGGCCAGCGGGGUCGUGGAGUACAUCGAUACCCUAGAAGAAGAAACAGUGAUGCUUGCGAUGACUCCCGAUGACUUACAGGAGAAGGAAGUGGCUUACUGUUCCACAUACACCCACUGUGAGAUCCACCCGUCCAUGAUCCUCGGCGUCUGCGCGUCCAUCAUCCCCUUCCCCGAUCACAACCAGUCCCCUAGAAAUACAUACCAAUCUGCUAUGGGGAAGCAGGCUAUGGGAGUUUACAUCACCAACUUCCACGUUCGCAUGGACACCCUGGCCCAUGUUCUUUAUUAUCCUCAAAAACCCCUGGUGACGACGCGCUCUAUGGAAUACCUACGAUUUAGAGAGCUGCCAGCAGGUAUCAAUUCAAUCGUAGCCAUUGCAUCAUACACUGGCUAUAACCAAGAAGAUUCUGUGAUCAUGAACCGCUCAGCUGUAGACCGAGGCUUUUUCAGGUCUGUUUUCUACCGUUCAUACAAAGAACAGGAGUCCAAAAAAGGAUUUGAUCAAGAGGAAGUGUUUGAGAAGCCUACACGGGAAACUUGCCAGGGUAUGAGACAUGCAAUUUAUGAUAAGCUGGAUGAUGAUGGCUUGAUAGCCCCAGGGGUUCGUGUAUCUGGAGAUGAUGUUAUCAUAGGGAAAACCGUCACCUUGCCUGAAAAUGAAGAUGAACUGGAGAGCACUAACAGGCGUUACACCAAAAGAGACUGCAGCACUUUCCUCAGAACCAGUGAGACGGGCAUUGUGGACCAGGUUAUGGUAACUCUCAACCAGGAAGGAUAUAAAUUUUGUAAAAUUAGGGUGCGCUCUGUCAGAAUUCCACAGAUUGGAGACAAAUUUGCCAGUCGACAUGGUCAGAAGGGAACCUGUGGUAUUCAGUAUAGACAGGAGGACAUGCCUUUUACCUGUGAAGGAAUCACACCUGAUAUCAUCAUCAAUCCCCAUGCCAUCCCCUCUCGAAUGACUAUUGGCCACUUGAUUGAAUGUCUUCAAGGGAAGGUGUCAGCUAACAAGGGCGAGAUCGGUGAUGCCACUCCAUUUAAUGAUGCUGUCAACGUGCAGAAGAUCUCCAACCUGUUAUCUGACUAUGGUUACCACCUCAGAGGAAAUGAGGUCCUCUAUAAUGGAUUUACUGGUCGAAAAAUCACGUCACAGAUUUUUAUUGGCCCCACUUAUUACCAGCGUUUGAAGCAUAUGGUGGAUGACAAAAUUCAUUCUCGUGCUAGGGGACCUAUUCAGAUCCUUAAUAGACAGCCCAUGGAGGGACGAUCUCGUGACGGUGGCCUGCGUUUUGGAGAAAUGGAGCGAGAUUGUCAGAUUGCCCAUGGUGCAGCCCAGUUUUUAAGAGAAAGGUUGUUUGAGGCAUCAGACCCGUAUCAGGUUCAUGUCUGCAAUCUUUGUGGAAUAAUGGCGAUCGCCAAUACCAGGACCCAUACAUACGAGUGCAGGGGCUGCCGCAAUAAAACCCAGAUUUCUUUGGUGCGAAUGCCGUAUGCAUGCAAACUGUUGUUUCAGGAGCUCAUGUCCAUGAGUAUUGCACCCCGAAUGAUGAGUGUUUAAUUCUUUUAAAGGAUCUCAACAAGAUGUUUGUAAAUAUCUUAUUUCUGUGAUAUGGCUUUUAAAAAAGUGACAAACCAUACUGUAUUGUGAUAAACAUUUUAUUUGUUUUGUUUAAACAUAUGCAUGCUUUUCCUUCUGUAAAUAAACAAUAAAUUUUUGUAGAUAGUC
This is a messenger RNA of Jaculus jaculus (lesser Egyptian jerboa), 3817 nucleotides long. It is a transcript of the gene Polr2b, whose product is annotated as RNA polymerase II subunit B. Gene Ontology annotation, biological process: DNA-templated transcription. The record is from RefSeq and is a predicted model, not a curated record. Lineage: Eukaryota; Metazoa; Chordata; Mammalia; Rodentia; Dipodidae. The transcript has 25 exons. Gene Ontology annotation, molecular function: DNA-directed RNA polymerase activity; ribonucleoside binding; DNA binding. Gene Ontology annotation, cellular component: RNA polymerase II, core complex. The coding region runs from base 125 to 3649 and encodes 1174 amino acids.